AUGGGUUCGUAUUUUUCCAUAAUCAUCCUUAUUUUAUCUUUUGCUAAUCUUCUAAUCCAUGCUUCAGAACAGGAAGUAAAAUUGGAAAAUCCUGCGGAUGUUGCUGUAAACGUCGCGGAUCCUCCACAGAACAAUGUACAAUUAGAAGGAAAUAUAAAAACUCCCGAAGAAGGAGCAUUACUACUAGGAGGAGAAGGGGAACAAACAGAAAAAGAACCCACGGAAGGAGAUGUAUCAUUAGAGGAGAAAGCAGAGAAGGAAGAAACUUUGGAACUAGGUGAAAUACCCAAAGAAGAAACUUUGGAACUAGGUGAAUUACCCAAAGAAGAAACUUUGGAACUAGGUGAAUUACCCAAAGAAGAAACUUUGGAACUAGGUGAAUUACCCAAAGAAGAAACUUUGGAACUAGUAAAGGAGGAAGUGAAAGAAGAAGUAAAGGAGGAAGUGAAAGAAGAAGUAAAGGAGGAAGUGAAAGAAGAAGUAAAGGAGGAAGUGAAAGAAGAAGUAAAGGAGGAAGUAAAAGAGGAAGUAAAGGAGGAAGUAAAGGAGAAAGUAAAGGAGAAAGUAAAGGAGAAAGUAAAGGAGGAAGUAAAGGAGAAAGUAAAGCAGGAAGUAAAAGAGAAAGUAAAGGAGGAAGUAAAAGAAGAAGUAAAGGAGGAAGUAAAGGAGAAAGUAAAGGAGGAAGUAAAGGAGAAAGUAAAGGAGGAAGUAAAAGAGGAAGUAGGAGCAAACGUAGUGUGUCCGUUGAAGCCCGAAGAUUUCGCAAUGGGGGGUUCGCAAUCUGAUAGUAUGGUCAGGCCCCUUCAGGUCUCAGAGGAAGAUUGGGCAAGAUUACAAAUGAACAUGAAUAAGGCAAGAGAAAAAUGGAUACAGGAGGUUAAUAAAGAGUGGUCUAACUGGAUUCAAUCAGUUGAAAAUAAAUGGACAGAGAAUAAUCAAAUUGCAAAAAAACCAGAGAACCCUCCAAACUUGAGAAAACAAGAAGGUACCAGCAGUAAAUGGAAAAAGUUCUUUAGAAUGUAA
Messenger RNA from Plasmodium fragile, 1023 nucleotides. RefSeq lists its product as uncharacterized. Bases 1 to 1023 code for a protein of 340 amino acids. Lineage: Eukaryota; Apicomplexa; Aconoidasida; Haemosporida; Plasmodiidae. The record is from RefSeq and is a predicted model, not a curated record. The transcript is spliced from 3 exons.